This is a messenger RNA of Cynoglossus semilaevis (tongue sole), 2357 nucleotides long. It is a transcript of the gene dnaaf3l, whose product is annotated as dynein axonemal assembly factor 3 like. NCBI's taxonomy places the organism in Eukaryota, Metazoa, Chordata, Actinopteri, Pleuronectiformes, Cynoglossidae. The coding region runs from base 823 to 2184 and encodes 453 amino acids. Gene Ontology annotation, biological process: motile cilium assembly; axonemal dynein complex assembly. The transcript has 11 exons. The record is from RefSeq and is a predicted model, not a curated record.
GGAUGUUUGUACGCUUACCUCUGCUGCCACCUAGUGUAUUGGAGUGGGAUUUGUCUCAAACGCAAACAAAAUGCAGGAUGGAGAUGGGAUGAGAACAAACAAACGUGAAACAAAUGAGUCCUUCCCAUUGAAUGCACUGAAAACCCAUUACUAGCAUGGCAGGGUGUAAGGCACACAGUACGAACAUUUCAAAAUUAGCAGGCUCUGUUAAUAACAUGCACAGACAUACACGUAACGCAUUUUUUUAUUGUUAUACACAGAUAGAAUUACGUGGAAUUUCGUUCAGACUCCAGUGGUAAAAGUAUUUGGGAACUAUUUCCAGAACGAGGCUGAGAGAGAGCAGAGCUGAUUUUUCUUGGCAGUCUGGAGCUGUAGCUGUAGCCUAAGCAAAAACUACAAGUAUCAACAAGUAAUUUCCGGGUUUUGUAAAGUUAGAACUAAAAGUGUAAUAGCUAUUAAAUUAUUCUAUUUGUUCAAUUUCAACAUUUCAGUCAAAAUAUGGCAUUACUCAAAUUUAAUUUGAGUUCUAAUUAUUUUCGGUCCACAAAUCCUCCUCCUUUACUUCCUGCUUUAAAUCACUCCAGGACAGAUGAGGGCGCUGUGGGAGCCAAAACGAGGAAACUUUUUAAAACACUCAGAACAUCGGUUUCCUAGCAACGGAGACCAAACUUGAUGUAAACGACCUGUAGCUGUUCACCCGUGACUCAACACUAAAGGAUUCAAAGUCAUCGUUACCGCUUUAACCGUGAACACACAUAGUGUGCAUACAGAUACAUUCAGGUAAUCGGUAAGACUUUAAAAGUGGGCAAAGACUGAGAGACGAUGAGUGCUGGGCGGGCGUCAGAAGGAGCUGGCUGCAUCUCCUGGUGGGGCUUCAGUCCGGCUUUGGACCUUCUUAAGACAGGCCCCGUGACGAAACGAGAUGGCAACUUUAAUGUUCUACUAAUCGGCUGUGCAGAUCAACGACAUAUUUUAAAAACCAUUUCCGGGUUACAGAACGGCGAAAAUCUUAACAUAUGGGUUAUUGAAAACAGCAUGGAGGUGGUGGCCAGACAGCUCCUUCUCCUCUAUGUUGCGCUUAUGCCAAAGGAAAUAUUUGGAUUUAAUGAGAAGACGGAGCUUUACCUAGAAGUGUUUGGGAACAGUGAGAUUCGCUGUCAGACUGCAGAGAUGCUACGGCGCGCAGCAUCGCAGCUUUCCCUGUGUGUUACUGAGUCAAUGGAGACACCAACCCAUCCUUGUCUCAACACAACUCAUCUUAAGUUCAGGGAGCAGGAUGAGCUGGCUCGUAUAUUCAAGCUAUGGACGCAACCUCAUUCUUCAAAAUCUCUUUCGGAGGCUUCCGGUCUUUUGCCUAUGUCGAAACUCUGGGACAAUCGCGUGAGGCAACAUCUCGGGACACGAUAUGACUUCAGGAAAGGCUGCUUUGACUGGGACCUUACAAUGAAACUCCAUGAGAAAGGGUGUUGUACCAUAAAUAAACAAGAGUACACCCAAUGGAGGGGAAGUGGUUUAGCGUUUGAAAUGAGGGAAGGCAUCUACCAAGUACCAAAUCCCAGCUUGCUGUCGUUUAGAGUGUUUAGUCAGGGCGGAAACAAAGUGGCUGCGAGAGGCUACUGGGGUGACAUCGUUUCUAGUCCCUACCUUUCCUUUGGCAUUAAAACCGAUGACAAGAGUCUACUCAAGACACAGAACGGGCAACAAGUAAAGACGGCGCAGGAUGUCUCUUAUGCAAACGUGCAGAUGAUGUUUCAGUCUUUGUUAAGCAGGCUGAAGAGCAGCUCCACUUCUCCAUCAGAGCCAAAGGAACCUAAAGCACAGACAGACCUCACCAUUAAUGACCUGAUGCAUCUGACUGGGGUCUCUGUUACUUUUCUGCCAAUGGAUUCAUUGCAAAAACUGUCUCAAAAAAAGCAGUACGAGAGCUUGUUUGACAUCAUUUAUCUCUCGGCCAGCUGUGUGCACCAUCUUGUCCCAAACAUCUCUCAGAUUGCAGCACCAGAUGCUGUGAUUGUCAUGGAGCUGGCCAAGUACAUUCUGGAUCUUGAUAAAGAGCAGGAAGCAGGAUUUUCCCAAAGAGUAAUGAGAAUUGCCCUUGAUGCUGGAUUUGAACCAUGGCAAAAUAAUAGUGACAGUAAUGACGAUAACGCUCACAGUGUUUUCACACUGCAGCAGAAGAAAUAGCGACGUCCUGCUCAGCUUACAAUGGCUUUGCAUCUACACUCCAGAAAAUAAGUUCCUGCUCCUGAAAAUGUAAAACAUUUUAAAAUUGUUUUUGUUUAGAUUUUUAGAAUUUAUGGGACCUGCUACGAACACGCUUUGUGUUGUUUUAACCAAUAAAAAACAGUUGUCCUUCA